Messenger RNA from Procambarus clarkii (red swamp crayfish), 3437 nucleotides. RefSeq names its product procollagen lysyl hydroxylase (gene Plod). Lineage: Eukaryota; Metazoa; Arthropoda; Malacostraca; Decapoda; Cambaridae. Gene Ontology annotation, cellular component: endoplasmic reticulum. Gene Ontology annotation, molecular function: L-ascorbic acid binding; procollagen-lysine 5-dioxygenase activity; iron ion binding. Gene Ontology annotation, biological process: peptidyl-lysine hydroxylation. The record is from RefSeq and is a predicted model, not a curated record.
AUCCCGCUACUCAGUGUUGCUUGGGUGUGUGUCCGGGCUGGUCUUGCAGCUCCUCCUCCGCGCACCAUCACUGGCAUCAUGACUCUCAUCCGAUUUUGGACCCUUCUCUCCCUCCUUUGUUGGUUGACGCACUUGACAUUUUGUGCAGAAGAUAGAGAUUUGUUGGUAAUUACAGUUGCAACCAAUGAGACCGAUGGCUAUCACCGAUUCAUGCGUUCUCAAAACGUGUAUAAUCUCAAUGUGAAGGUGUUGGGUUUAGGUUUGACGUGGGAAGGAGGAGAUGUGAAGAAUUUGCCAGGUGGUGGUCAGAAGGUCAAAUUGCUGAAAGAAGAACUUCUCAAGUAUAAAGAUGAUCCAAACAGAAUAAUCAUGUUUACUGACAGCUAUGAUGUCAUCUUCACAGCUGGCAAGAAUGUUAUUCUGGAAAAGUUUGACAACCUUAAUGCACGGGUUGUGUUUGGUGCAGAAGACUUCUGUUGGCCAGACAAAAAUCUUGCUGCCGAGUAUCCACGCGUUUCUUUUGGCUAUAAGUAUCUUAAUUCUGGUGGAUUUAUUGGGUAUGCUCCAGAAGUGUACAAUAUUGUGUCAUUGUAUGACAUAAACAGUGGGGAUGACGACCAACUCUACUACACAAAAAUAUUCUUAGACGAAAAUGCGAGAGAAAAAUACAAGAUCAAACUCGACACCCAGGCUAAUAUAUUUCAAAACCUUAAUGGACAGCUCAGUGAUGUGUCCUUGAAGUUUGAAGACGAUGAUGUCAAGAUUAUUAAUACUGUGUACCAGUCUACUCCAGUGGCCAUUCAUGGAAAUGGACCGUCAAAGAUCCAGCUAAACUCUUUGGGAAACUAUCUUGCCAAGUCAUGGACUCACGACGAUGGAUGCCUUUCGUGUCGUGAAAACAUUCGUCGUUUGAAAAAUUUGUCGAAGGAUGAGUAUCCUCGUGUGCUGAUUGCAGUGUUUAUAGUGAAACCAGCUCCAUUUCUGGAAGAUAUGUUGGCUAAGAUUGUCAACCUUAAUUACCCAAAGAAUAAACUUGAUAUACUUGUUUAUAAUCAGGCAAAGUUACAUGAGAGUCUUAUAAAGACUUGGGUGAACGACCAAGACUCUGCUGGAUAUCACUCUACAAAACUGAUUUCUACUGAUGAGAACAUGAAGGACUGGCAUGCUCGUAACUUAGCAAUAGAUUUAUGUUUAAAGAAUAGCUGCGAUGCGCUCUUCAGUGUAGAUGGAGAUGUUCACCUUGACAAUCCUGAGACCCUGACUCUACUUCUAGAACAUAAUCGGCCCAUGCUUGGCGCAUCACUCGUUCGUGAGGGCCAAGCCUGGUCCACUUUCUGGGGUGCUAUUAACGAAGAUGGGUUCUAUGCUCGAUCAAUUGACUACAUGGACAUUGUUAACAACAAUAGAAGAGGCAUCUGGAAUGUUCCAUACAUCACUGGGGUGUACCUCAUCCAAAAAGCCCUCCUGGAGAACCCUGAGACUCGGCCCAACUACAUCUUCAAGCUCCACGAUGCUGACAUGGCCUUGGCCGUAAACAUGAGGGAGAAGGGAGUGUUCAUGUACGUGAGCAACAUGGAGGAUUAUGGACACUUGGUGGACCCUGAUUACUUCCCAACAAAAUAUUUGCACAAUGAUAUGUGGCAAAUGAAGGCGAACCGUAAAGAUUGGGAGAAUCGCUAUAUAUCUCCAGACUACUGGACAGCUCUCAGUCCUACAGAGCUCAAUGAAAUGCCUUGCCCUGACGUCUACUGGUUCCCAAUCUUUACACCAAGAUUCUGCCAGGAGCUCGUUGAAUUGGCAAACGAUAAUGGUGGCUGGUCAGAUGGAACCAACAAUGAUCCUAGACUAGCUGGAGGCUAUGAAAAUGUACCAACAGUUGACAUUCACAUGAACCAGAUGGAGUUCGAGCAAGAGUGGCUGUGGAUUCUCCGUCACUAUGUAAAGCCACUUGCAGAAAAAGUCUACCUUGGGUAUGACAGUGAUGCUCGGGCAAUUAUGAACUUCAUUGUGCGAUAUAGGCCAACAGAACAGUCCUUCCUUCGACCCCAUCAUGACUCUUCAACUUACACAAUUAAUGUUGGUUUGAAUCGCCCAUUUAUUGAUUAUGAGGGAGGCGGCGCUCACUUCAUCAGAUACAAUUGUUCAGUGGUCAAUACACGUGUUGGAUGGUCGUUAAUGCAUCCUGGCCGCCUCACACAUUACCAUGAAGGACUCCAGACUACAAAAGGCACACGUUAUAUCAUGGUUUCCUUCAUUGACCCAUAAUUUUGCGAGCAGCUAUAUAUUUGUUAGUGAUUUUUAGGACCAUUUGUUGAUAAUUUUUUAAUGUGAAAUGUAUUGAUGUUUUGUGCUUGUAACUAUGUAAUCAUGACAGGGCUCGGCCUAUAGAUGUACUUGUGUUUGUCAUAAAUCAGUAUUAAUGUCUAAGGUUAGCUGAUGGUGGCUGACAAAUCUCUUGCUCACUGUUUAUAUUUUUACCUCUCGCAUGCAGUUGCAUCUGCAGUCUUGUGAAACUGUAAAUGUUAUACAUGUUUGAAUAUUGUAUAUUCAGUGUAUGUGCUGUAUUUUCAAGCUGUUGCAACCAGAUCAGAUACAUGAUGCCAUUGACUUAAGUUUUACCAUGCUAAUUUUGUAUUAAAAGCAUUUGUUUCUUAAAUAAUUCUUUGUUGCUAAAAAAGCAGACAAAAACCUGUGCUUAAAAAAAAAAAAUGAAUCUCGGCCAUUUUCUGUAACUGCCAUUUUACUGUUUUUAUAAAUGGUAGUUAAUUUCCCAACAUUUGUUAUGAUCUCUGCAAGCUGCUUAAUAUUAAAUAAACUAAAUGCUAUAAAUAAAUCUGAAUAGAAUAAAAUAUUGCUUAGUAUUAGUGUUGCAUAUAUUCAAAAGAAUAAUAUAUUGUGUUUAAUGCAAUAAAUUUAUAAAAUUUUGAUUUCCAGUAGAGCCACAGUUGACCUAUAUAUUUGUCUUGUUCUUUCCCUUGUGACUGAAGUGUGGAACAAUUGGUCAUAGUAAUUUAUAAUACAGCAACUGAUGCUUGAAUGUCAAUUUUAAUGUGGUAAUUAUAUUUUCCUCUACAUUCUUUCUGAGGUUGGGGAGAUACUUCAACAUUUAUCCAUUCCAAUUGCCUUUUAUGGCAUGCAAAGUAACAAUAUUCCCCAGUAUUGAGUAUGGGUAAUAAAUUCUUCUUGGCCGUUUGAAAAGCCCUUAUUUAUUUUUUAAUAACUUAAAUAUUAUAUUUUUUAGUGUGAUAUGCCAUAUACUUUGCAAAUAUUAUUUUCCAAGUACAGUACCAGCCUAUUGAUAUUAUUAAAUAUACAAUAAAGCAUAUAAACAGGUUAACUUCAACAUUUCAAGUAGUAAAGAUCUAUACCUGUAUCUACCAGAGAAGAAAGCAAUAAAAAUGGAGCAAUGGAAUACUGUUGCUCUAUGAAUGAUGUAA